Messenger RNA from Manihot esculenta (cassava), 1916 nucleotides. RefSeq names its product phosphoenolpyruvate carboxykinase (ATP). Gene Ontology annotation, molecular function: phosphoenolpyruvate carboxykinase (ATP) activity; ATP binding. Gene Ontology annotation, cellular component: cytosol. Gene Ontology annotation, biological process: gluconeogenesis. Lineage: Eukaryota; Viridiplantae; Streptophyta; Magnoliopsida; Malpighiales; Euphorbiaceae. Bases 253 to 1590 code for a protein of 445 amino acids. The transcript has 11 exons. The record is from RefSeq and is a predicted model, not a curated record.
AUUUGUAUUCCCACGCAGACAAACAAAUAAUAUAGUACAAAAAAUAACUUAUAGACAAAAAAAAAAGUCCAAAAGAAAUAUAUAAUGUAAAAAUAGUUAUCCGCUAAUUAAGAUGGUACUCCAUCAGGACAAUCAACGGUGCAAGGCCAUCGCCACUCGUCUCUCAGCGGUUCUGAGCUUCAGCUUCACUUUCGUCUUCUUCACUCUUUCAGUCUGUGUCUUGCUUGUUGCGGUUAACAGUGCCAACAUAAAAUGAACAACUCGGUGAUGAAAAGGUUUCUGGACGCCUCGUCCUUUCGCUCCUCGUCGAGACCCACUGCUUCUCUUCCUUUCUUGCUCUACCCGAGACGCAAUAUAGUUUCGGUUUCAUCAGUUGAGGAAGAAGAUCAAACAGCCAAUUCUUCUAGGGACAGGGAAGACACUGGAUUUUCAUCUGGUCUUAAUUGGGCUCUAGCUGGAAAAGGUGUAAUUGUGAAGGAUAAAUCAUUUAGAAACUUGAAUACUUCUGAGCUACAACAGAAAGGUGCAACUGUUGCAGAAUCUUUGUCAGGAAUUCCCGUUCUUGUUAGAGGAAAUGCCCUCGGAGGAGCUUCUGAAAUUUCCAAGCCACAAUUUAGUAAACUGCUGAAACAUGUCACAACUCACAUAUCAUCUGUCUCAAAUAUUUAUGUUCAUGAUGGUGCUGUUGGUUCAUCACUAAAAUACGGUGCUAAAGUUCGCAUAAUAAGUGAUAGUCCUUCUGCCAUAUUGAGUCUAUCCAAUGUACUCUGGAAAGCUCCCUCUCGUGCCAUUUCCCAUGAUUCUUGUCCUUUGACAGUUUAUGUUGCUUCAUCCAUAAGCCAAGGUGCAGUGGAUGCUGUUCGUCUGGGAGCUCAAGCAAAUGAGAGUGUCAUAGCUGCUGAUAUUGAUCGUGCUUCACUUAUUUUAUGUGGUAAAGCUUUUUCUGAUGCUAAUGCAACUAAAAUGGCACUAGCUACUUUGUCUGAACCUAUCAUAUCUGCACGAGGCGGCAUUCCUUUACCUGCGAGGCUUCUGGUUUCUGAUGACUCUGUGAUUCUGCUAUUAGCACCUGAGGAUAUUAUCCAGAGCUGCGCAGCUCAGUUGGUCUCCACUGAUGCGGGAGUUAUUCUUUCUUCACAAGAUGCUGCGCCAUAUUUUCCAGUUAAAAAUUAUUCGGCUCCUAGCCUUUUCAAAUUCCCAGUAGGUGUUGUCCUUGUAACCUCAGACAGUUCUGGGACUAUCCCAUCUAUAUCAAAGCUCUCACCAGGCCAAGCAGCUUAUCACUUCCUGGCUGGCUAUCAAAAUGGCAAAUUCAUGCUUGCAUACAACAGGGGUCCUUCAUCUCUUGAUGCAUUAGAACUCGCAAAGGCUUUUCUGUCAAAGUUGAAGGAUAACCAAAUCUCGUCCUUCCUAAUUAAUGUCAGUGAAGGACAGAAGAGUGUUACAGGCAAGGUUUUCCUGAGAAUGGUGGAAUCAGCUUUGUCAAAGGACAUCCCUUCAUUUCGUCCUAAAGGUGGAGAUCUCAAGGCCAAGUACAACAGCUUUUUAUCCAAUAAAUUCCAAGAAAUCCCAGAGGAGCUCUCAUUUUGAGGGUUUAAUACCUUCAAUCCACACCCAAAUUUUCAAAAACACAAAACAGCUGAUCAGAAAUGUCACCAAAUCUCCCACUCUUGGGAGAUGUCCUCAGCGCCGAGCAACAUGUAUUAGAGCAUCUUUGCAUUAUUAGUGGUGAUUGAAUUAGUGUAAUGAGGUCUCCAUGUCUCUGGUCAGUCUGCACUCUGCAGGAUCCCAAUAGGCACCAGCUGCUCCUAAUUGCUGAAAUUAGCUGGCAAAAUUUAGAGGCUCAGCCUCCUCCCCUCUGCAUGUUAUAUUUUCUCUUUUGUCGGUUAAAUAAAGAUCCAGCUAAUUUGUAGGUA